AUGCAACAGGUGUUUAUCUUGGGUGUCAACUUCAGCGAGCAGAAGCUCGUCUCGAAGGCGCUUCAAUCCUUCUAUGCUCUCGGUCCCAGAGCAUGCGAGCGAAUCAUGGCCAAAUACACGAUCUACAGGCUUGCUAAAGUCGGCUCCUUGGCGCCAAAAACAGUCACAUCUCUCACCGCAGAACUCUCUCAGAUGACACUCGACAGCGAUGCAAAGAAAAUCAUGCAGGACAACAUAAGGAGAUUAAAGGAUAUUGGUUCAUUACGGGGUAGACGACAUGCAAUGGGAAUGCCAGUCCGUGGCCAACGCACAAGAACACAAACUGCGACAGCGAAGAAGCUCAACAGGCUCGACCGGAGAUUCUAA
Clonostachys rhizophaga is the source of this 366-nucleotide messenger RNA. The record is from the annotation of a GenBank genome assembly. NCBI's taxonomy places the organism in Eukaryota, Fungi, Ascomycota, Sordariomycetes, Hypocreales, Bionectriaceae.